This is a messenger RNA of Acaulospora colombiana, 771 nucleotides long. NCBI's taxonomy places the organism in Eukaryota, Fungi, Glomeromycota, Glomeromycetes, Diversisporales, Acaulosporaceae. The record is from the annotation of a GenBank genome assembly.
AUGCCAUUAACCUCAAAAGGAUCUUUCUCUCAAACACCCGCAACAAAUUCCUCGGUUCCUUUCACCGUACUACCGGCACCUUUUCAAACAGUACUACUGAUUAGCACCACACAGCUGCAGGAAGCUCUUAGAAGGGUAACGGAAAUCGAUGUCGAUGUAAGGAACUCUUCAGCGAACUUGACACCAAUCACAAAUAUCACCAAACAACAAAAAUCAGAGUACUCGAGUAUUAUGGCGGAUUUGAUUCCAUUAUAUGCAAAGAUCAAUCGUUUAAUUCCGUUGUAUUACAUAAUUACCAAGAAUAGCGACACGGCGACCAGGGACUUCAUAACGAUGAAAUACAUGAUCCAACGACAAUUCAUAUUGUUACCCGAAGAUCGAUACUUUUUAAGGAUUGAAGAGUUACAGAAGCACAAGAAGUUACUCCAGGAACUCGAAAAAUAUGAAUGCGCAGUGGAAAAACUGCAGAAUUCGGGGGGCCACGCAUCAAUUAACAUUCAAUUUCACACUAGAGGCGAAUCACCACAAAAUCAGAUCGAACGAGAUGAUACCGUCAAUCACAAGCUUUCAUUGCCGCCACUAAAGUGCGGUGCCGGCACUCUUGCAAAGUUUCUUUCUUUGGUUGAAGGGGAUUCGUUGGAUGAACUCACAAAUCGCGUAGGAGAUUUGAUUCUUCCAAAAAAGAUUAAUAAUGAUCAAAGUGUAAAUUAUUCAUUAGCAAAAGGAGGACCGAACAUUCAAAAAACAAUGCCAAUUUUAUUGGAUCGGUAG